GCGGCUAGAGAUAAUGAGAUGAGACAUUCCUGAUAUCAAGCUACUCCUGAGCCAAUGUCAGAAGUGUCUUAUCUGGGCUAAGGAGAGAAAGAAAUGGACUGUUGCUCAGUGGUCCAAAGUCCUCUUUUCAGAUGAAAGUACAUUUUGCAUUUAAUUUGGAAAUCACGGUUGUAGAGUCUGGAGGAAGAGUGGAGAGGCACAGAAUCUAAGGUGUUUGAAGCCCAGUGUGAAGUUUCCACAGUCUGUGAUGAUUUGAGGUGCCAGGUCAUCUGCUGGUGUUGGUCCACUGUGUUUUAUCAAGUCCAAAGUCAACACAGCCAUCUACAAGGAAAUUUUAGAGCACUUCAUACUUCCAUCUCCUGACAAGCUUUUUGGAGAUGCUGAUUUCCUUUUCCAGAAGGACUUUGCACCUACCCACAGUGCCAAAACUACUACCAAAUGGUUUGCUGACCAGGAUAUUACUGUGUUUGAUUGGCCAGCCAACUUGCCUGACCUGAACCCCAUAGAGAAUCUAUGGGGUAUUGUCAAGAGGAAGAUGAGAAACACCCAACCCAAAAAUACAGAUGCACUGAAGGCCACUAUCAAAGCAACCUGGGCUUCAAUAACACCUCAGCAGUGCCACAGACUGAUCACCUCCAUGCCACACCGCAUUGAUACAGUAAUUCAUGGUAAAGGAGCCCCAACCAAGUAUUGAGUGUAUAAAUGAAUAUACUUUUCAGAAGUUGGACAUUUCUGUAUUGUAAAUCCUUUUUUUGAUUGAUCUUAGGGAAUAUUCUAAUAUGCUCUUUUUUUCUAAUAUGCUCUAAUAUGCUCUUUUUUCUAAUAUGCUCAUCUAUUCCAAGAUGCUCUUUUUAUACCCAUUCAUGUUAAUGACCUAUUGCCAAUUGACCUAAUGAGUUGCCAUUUGGUCCUCCAGCUGUUCCUUUUUUUGUACCUUUAACUUUUCCAGCCUCUUAUUGCCCCUGUCCCAACUUUUUUGAGAUGUUGCUGUCAUGAAAUUUCAAAUGAGCCAAUAUUUGGCAUGAAAUUUCAAAAUGUCUCACUUUCGACAUUUGAUAUGUCAGGUUGAUGUCAAUAAUGAUGGGCACACCCGCCCAUGUGGAUCUCAAGUUAGUUGCACGUCAUCCACAACACAAGUCUCAGCAACACGCAUUAAACAAGAAGCGGAACAUGCAGCCCUGCUUGAACGUGCAGCUGCACAGAAGAAAAGGCAGCAGCUUGAGCUUGAAAUGGCUGCAAAGGAGACUGAAAUGACCAGACUUAAAGUCGCAAAGGAAGAACUUGAGCUGGAGACUGCAUUAGCUGAAAGUAGUGCAAAAAUAAAGGUGCUCAAAGAAUAUGAGAACUCAGAAGAUGGUUUGAGUAGCCACAGACAAGCACAAAAGCUACGAGGUGGGAACGUGAAGCAAGAAAGAACCAGCUUUCCUCUUCAACCAGGCAGCAUGAACUUUCACGCACCACCACAAACGUGGCACAAUGUGGUUCCACAAGAUUUGAACUAUAAUGCGCCAACCAACAGAGAUGAGGACGUAAUAAAGGUCAUGCAAAAUCAGAAUGUAAUUACUGAACUGCUAGUUAAACAACAGAAGCAAUCUCAGCUACCCGUGAAGGAUAUUCCUGUCUUCAGAGGUGAUGCACUGCAAUACAAAUCAUUCAAAAGAGCAUUUGAGCACUCAAUAGAACAAAGGACAGACAACGAUCAAGACAAAUUGUACUUUUUAGAACAGUUUACAGCCGGUGAACCCCAAGAGUUAGUCCGCAGCUGUGCACACAUGCCACCCAGCAAAGGCUACUACAAAGCAAAGCGUCUACUUCAUAAACACUAUGGGGAUGAGCUACAGAUCGCCAGUGCAUACAUCGAUAAGGCAUUAAAAUGGCCGCAGAUCAAGUCAGAUGAUGGAAAGGCAUUGAGUGCUUAUGCAAUGUUUUUGGUUGGAUGUCGCAACUCUAUGGAGGACAUAGACUUCUUAGAUGAGAUGGACAAUCCUACUAACCUACGAACAGUGGUAUCCAAACUACCUUACAAAAUGAAAGAACGCUGGCGUGCUGAAGCUUUUGAUAUUAAAGAGCGAAGAGGCAUAAGAGCAAGGUUUGCUGAUUUAGUGAGUUACAUAGACCGCCAAGCUAAAAUAAUGCUUGAUCCCCUCUUCGGUAAUAUACCAGACAGCCGCUCAGUCACAACUGGAAAAACUGAGCACAAAGAAAGGUAUCCUGCAAAGAGAGAGAUCUGUGGAAGCAGUUUUGCCAGAAACGUUUCAGCUGAAAAUCAACGGUCUCCAGGAUCAUAUGUGAAACCAGCAAACUCAAGCAAGACAGGGAUUGCCUUUGAGAAGCCAUGUUUGUACUGCCAGCAAUCUCACACCCUAGCUACAUGUAGCCUAAUCAAAAUGCAGCCACACAAAGAACGUGUGGAGUUCUUGAAGCUAAAGGGCCUGUGUUUUGGAUGCUUAACCCCUGGCCAUCUCAGCAAAUUCUGCAAAAGAAGAAUUGAGUGUAAAGAAUGUGCAUUAAAGCACCCAGACAUUCUACACACACCAAAAAGGGAAGUUUCUGUCUCACCUGACAAGAGUGAUGGUGGCCACGGAAAUAAAGUAAGUUCUGUUUCAUCUGAGAAGGCUUGUGGUGCUUACAAGGAAGAAGUAUCAUGUGCUCAAGUUUCUAUCGCUCAAGAAUCUUGCAGCCUCACAGGGGCCGGAGAACCUGAAUGUGUGCUGUCAACAGUACCAGUGAAGAUUAAGUCAAAAAAGGGUGACAAGUAUGUGGAAACGUUUGCGUUCAUGGAUCCAGGAAGUACGGCAACAUUCUGCACUAGAGACCUGCAAAGAAAACUGAACGUUAAAGGGAAACCAACACAAACUUCUCAGCACCAUGGGUCAAAACAAACCUGAGGAACAGAAACUCAUGAACAGUUAUGUGAUAUCGGACCUGGAAGAGUGCGGACUGGAAGACAACAAGUAUAUUCAGUUACCCAAGGUGUACACUCACAACAACAUACCUGUUCAUACUGACAGCAUACCAAAGCAAUCAGAUAUAGAGAAGUGGCCUUACCUCAAAGAAGUACGCUUGCCAGAAAUAGAAGCGGAUGUAGGCCUACUUAUUGGAGCAAACUGUCCAAAGGCAAUGAAGCCAUGGCGCAUCGUCAACAGUAGAGAUGGAAGACCUUAUGCAGUGAAGACUGCUGUUGGCUGGAUCGUGAAUGGGCCCAUAAGAAAAGAGCUGGACGACACAGAAUAAACCACCUCAAUGUUCAGUGAACAGGAUCUCUGUGAUGGAAAAUGAGAAGUUGCUGGUCCAACAAUACAAUGCUGACUUCCCAGAGCGUAACUAUGACGACAAAGAAGAGUUGUCACAAGAAGGCAAACAAUGGAGCACUUGCAUGUGACGUCACAUCCGCUCCAGAUUGUAGACAAACGCCAUCUUGUCGGUUAAACACCAUAUUUCCGACACUGACUUUCAUUAUUUUUCGCCGAAAUAUUCAAAUAUUACUGUGCCACAAUGCCGGAGAGUUGCAUGGCAUAUAAAUGCCACAACAGGAGAGGUCAGAAAACGGGAAGUUAGUUUCAUAGGCUGCCACGGGACCCUGACAGGCGCGCAAAAUGGAUUGCUGCUAUCGGCCGGGCUGAUCCAAACAACAAGAAAAAGGCAUGGGUACCAACUGGAAGGAAUAAUCACUGGCGCCUGUGCAGUGACCAUUUCAUCUCAGACGGACGUGUCGGACAGAAGGCUGGGGGCUGUUCUGUCCCAGGAGGUGGAGGACCGUCCAGUGCUGUACAUCAGCCAGAAGCUGUCGGUGCAUGAGGGCAGGUGCAGCACAAUUGAAAAGGAGUGCCUCGCCAUCAAGUGGGCGGACCUUGCCCUCCGCUACUACCUGCUGGGGCGCCCUUUCACCCUCUGUUCGGAUCACGCGCCCCUGCAGUGGCUCCACCGCAUGAAGGAUGCCAAUGCGCAGAUCACCAGUUGGUAUCUGGCACUCCAGCCGUUUAAGUUCGAGGUGGUCCACAGGCCAGGGGUGCAGAUGGUCAUGGCGGAUUUC
This is a messenger RNA of Neoarius graeffei (lesser salmon catfish), 4033 nucleotides long. RefSeq lists its product as uncharacterized. NCBI's taxonomy places the organism in Eukaryota, Metazoa, Chordata, Actinopteri, Siluriformes, Ariidae. The transcript is spliced from 2 exons. The record is from RefSeq and is a predicted model, not a curated record. Gene Ontology annotation, biological process: DNA integration. The coding region runs from base 1035 to 2888 and encodes 617 amino acids. Gene Ontology annotation, molecular function: nucleic acid binding.